AUGGCGAGCGAGCUGAUCAACCGGCGACACGAGGCGGAUCAAGCCGGCGCCGAUGCGUACUACCCGAGACCUCCCAAACGGUGGCUCUCCGCGUCCCGUCCGAUGCGUUACAUGCUCCGCGAACAGAGACUCAUCUUCGUCCUCGUCGGAAUCGCAAUCGCGACGUUAGCGUUCACGAUCUUCCCCCGCUCCACCCGAUCCAUCUCUUAUUCCGAUCCGUUCGCCGGCUACGGAAUCAAACCCGAGGAGUCGCACGUUCCGGCCCAGAGGAGGCCCAGCGUCGAGUACGUGAGCCGGAUCGGGUCAACGGGGGGGAAAAUCCCGCUGGGAUUGAAACGCAAGGGGCUGAGAGUGGUCGUGACGGGCGGCGCGGGGUUCGUGGGGUCGCAUCUGGUGGAUCGGCUGAUGGAGAGGGGAGACACGGUGAUCGUGGUGGAUAACUUCUUCACGGGGAGUAAAGAGAACGUGAUGCAUCAUUUCGGGAACCCUAACUUCGAGCUCAUACGCCACGACGUCGUCGAGCCCAUUCUUCUUGAGGUGGAUCAGAUCUAUCACUUGGCCUGCCCUGCCUCCCCUGUUCACUACAAGUUCAAUCCCGUCAAGACUAUCAAGACGAAUGUGGUUGGGACGUUGAACAUGCUUGGUUUGGCCAAGAGAGUGGGUGCUAGGUUUCUACUGACGAGUACUAGUGAGGUUUACGGUGAUCCUCUUCAGCAUCCUCAGGUCGAGACUUACUGGGGCAACGUUAAUCCCAUCGGUGUUCGUAGUUGCUACGACGAAGGAAAGCGUACGGCAGAGACUUUGGCCAUGGACUAUCACCGUGGAGCCAAUGUUGAGGUCAGGAUUGCUAGGAUCUUCAACACAUAUGGUCCAAGAAUGUGUAUAGAUGAUGGGCGUGUUGUCAGCAACUUUGUUGCACAGGCACUAAGGAAAGAACCGAUGACUGUUUAUGGUGAUGGGAAGCAGACAAGAAGUUUCCAGUUUGUUUCUGAUCUGGUUGAAGGUCUGAUGAGAUUGAUGGAAGGAGAACAUGUAGGGCCAUUUAACCUGGGUAACCCUGGUGAAUUCACCAUGCUCGAGCUUGCUAAGGUGGUGCAAGAGACGAUAGAUCCAAACGCAAACAUAGAGUUCAGACCAAACACAGAAGAUGACCCUCACAAGAGAAAGCCUGACAUCACAAAGGCCAAAGAGCUUUUAGGAUGGGAACCAAAGGUGUCUCUUCGUCAGGGACUCCCUCUCAUGGUGAAAGACUUCCGUCAACGUAUCUUUGGUGACCAGAAGGAAGGCUCCUCCGCGACUGCAACAACCACCAAAACAACCUCAGCUUGAGCAAACGCAGAUGCUAGUAGCUGCCAUAGUGGUUUAUAACCAGAAAUCAUAAGCCACUGCUUGCAGCCACAAUGUGGAGAGAAAGAGAGCUUCGUUUCAUAAGAUUCAUUUUGUUUUUGAUUUUUCUAUUUUGAUAUUAUAUUCGUGUAACGUAGAGUAAGAGUGGUGCGUUUACUAUAUUCAUGGGACCUCACUACAGUUUAAGGAAAGCUUUUGCCUUUUGCAAUUAGUAAGUUUUGUGG
Messenger RNA from Brassica rapa (field mustard), 1571 nucleotides. Its product is annotated as UDP-glucuronic acid decarboxylase 2. Gene Ontology annotation, biological process: D-xylose metabolic process. Lineage: Eukaryota; Viridiplantae; Streptophyta; Magnoliopsida; Brassicales; Brassicaceae. Gene Ontology annotation, molecular function: NAD+ binding; UDP-glucuronate decarboxylase activity. The record is from RefSeq and is a predicted model, not a curated record. Gene Ontology annotation, cellular component: cytoplasm.